CUUGACGUUUACAGCAAGGUCGAUCGGUGGUGGCUCUGCGUGUCAUGUCUGUCCACUGGCUUCCAGUUCCACCUCAUGUCAGAAACGUGGUUCCGCUGUCAGCAUACAACGGACAUGAAAACCAUAUAAGAAGGAGCUCGUAGCGAGUGCGCGCCUGUGUUGUCAGUACAUUUAACAUUUUAGCUUUUUUUGCGGAACGUUGUAAACACAGCUAGCUGACAGGAGCUAGCUCAGCUCCUCACAGGUAUAAAUGAGCUCCGCUCCAAAUCAAACAGUUGGGGGGGACACGGGGCUGUCCAGCAAACCCGUCCCUGCUGCCUCGUUAGUUGGUCAUGUCCAACAUCUUUUUAGCCACGUAAAGAUAGAAAACCUGUUCGCAGGACUCAGCGGGGGUGUGGUGUCCACACUGGUGCUUCAUCCUCUGGACCUGGUCAAAAUCAGGUUUGCAGUAAGUGAUGGCUUGGAUUUACGACCCAAGUACAGUGGAAUGGUGCACUGUAUGAAGAGUGUCUGGCAGCAGGAGGGGCUGAGAGGACUGUACCAAGGAGUGACGCCCAAUGUUUGGGGUGCUGGAGCAUCUUGGGGUCUCUACUUUUUGUUCUACAAUGCAAUCAAAGGGUACAAAAACGAGGGCCGCCAAACUGCACUGAGUGCCACGGAACACCUGGUUUCAGCAGCUGAAGCAGGCAUGCUUACUCUCACCAUAACCAACCCAAUUUGGGUUACCAAGACUCGACUGGUGCUUCAGUACAAUGCUGACCCAACCAGUAAACAGUACACAGGGAUGGUGGAUGCUCUGGUCAAGAUCUACCGUCAUGAGGGAAUUCACGGACUCUACAAGGGUUAUGUUCCUGGCCUGUUUGGCACAUCCCAUGGAGCGCUGCAAUUCAUGGCCUAUGAGGAGCUCAAGAGAGACUACAACAGAUACAAGAAAGCGCCUUCAGAUGCAAAGCUGAAUGCAUUGGAAUACAUCUCAAUGGCAGCAUUAUCCAAAAUAUUUGCUGUGGCAACAACAUACCCAUAUCAGGUGGUGCGUGCCCGCCUGCAAGAUCAGCAUAAUAGAUACAACGGUGUUAUGGAUGUCAUAAGACGCACAUGGAGGAAUGAAGGCGCCAUUGGCUUCUACAAAGGCAUCAUCCCCAAUGUGAUUCGUGUCACUCCUGCCUGCUGCAUCACGUUUGUAGUUUAUGAGAAUGUGUCUCGAUUACUUUUGGGAUAAAAAAGAACAAGGCUCAAAUAAAGGGCACUGGACAGUGUCAAAGACUCCAGGGUCACAUUUCCAAUGUUGGUGCCACUUCAAGAUACAACAAAAAAAUAAUAAUAAUCAUUCUAACUCUGAACUAUCACAGUACAUGCAAAUGAGCCAGUGUGAGAUGAAUUCAUGUGCCCAUAAUGAAUGGAUCGGGGAAAAAGAAGCCGAAUUUGAAUUUUAUUUUCCAUACAAAUACAAAAGUGUGUUGUUGUUUGCCUCAAUGGACAUACUGUUAUGUGUUGGAUAGCCUCCGUUUUAAAACAAGAUAAAUGAAAUAUUUAACAAUAUAGUUAUGUUUACUUAUCUCGGGAAUGCACCAUUGUUGUUUUCCUGUGCUAAAUUAUUUCUUAAUGUGUAAAGCAAAAUAAAUAAUGUGCUGUUUCAUUUUUACACACCGACAUUUGUAUCUUUAUACAAUUUGUAACUUUUGCUUUUUUGUUAUAAAAUACAAACUGCUUUGUCUCCA
Messenger RNA from Solea senegalensis (Senegalese sole), 1718 nucleotides. Its product is annotated as mitochondrial folate transporter/carrier-like. Gene Ontology annotation, biological process: nucleotide transport; mitochondrial transport; folate import into mitochondrion. Gene Ontology annotation, molecular function: folic acid transmembrane transporter activity; FAD transmembrane transporter activity. Gene Ontology annotation, cellular component: mitochondrion; mitochondrial membrane. The record is from RefSeq and is a predicted model, not a curated record. The coding region runs from base 251 to 1219 and encodes 322 amino acids. The transcript is spliced from 7 exons. NCBI's taxonomy places the organism in Eukaryota, Metazoa, Chordata, Actinopteri, Pleuronectiformes, Soleidae.